Messenger RNA from Musca domestica (house fly), 1675 nucleotides. Its product is annotated as adenosine deaminase 2. Gene Ontology annotation, molecular function: adenosine deaminase activity. Gene Ontology annotation, biological process: inosine biosynthetic process; adenosine catabolic process. Bases 55 to 1608 code for a protein of 517 amino acids. The transcript has 6 exons. The record is from RefSeq and is a predicted model, not a curated record. NCBI's taxonomy places the organism in Eukaryota, Metazoa, Arthropoda, Insecta, Diptera, Muscidae.
UAAGUAUAGACGUUUCUUUCGAUUAGUUGUGAGUUGUUUGUGAACGGUGUGAAGAUGGUGUUUCAAACUAAACGAAAAUUUCUCUUAUUUUUUUGCCAUAUAAUGGCCAUAACUAUAUGCACGGAAUCGGCAAUUAUAAAGCAGAAUUCGAAUUCAUCCUAUAUGACUGCCCGUGAUGCCAUCAUCCAUGCCGAGGAUCUACUCAGUAUAGGCGGUCAUUUGAUUUUAAAUGAACGUGAAAAUCAAGUCGACGAAAUUUUUCUCCGCUACAAAUAUGAUGAAUUGGCUAGGGGUUUUCAGGAUGCCGAUCAGAAUGUGGGCGCUAUGCAUUUCUUCAAAGCCAAACCCAUGAUUGAACAGAGUAAAGUCUUUCAGUUUUUGCAACAAAUGCCCAAGGGGGCAUUAUUGCAUGCUCACACAUCGGCAACAGUCUCCUCGAAAUGGGUGGUGGAAAAUAUAUUCCAAAUGCCAGGACUCUUGAGAUGUGUACGAUCGGAUGGUGUUAGUAUAUUGAGUUUCCGUCGUAUGCCCGAAAAGCAUAACUGUACGAGCGAUUAUGUGUUGGUGAGUGAUGAAAGAAAUCGGGCAGAUUCCGCCGAAGGAUAUGACCAAUCAUUGGAGGGUCUUAUCAAUUUGUAUACACCCAUGCCAGAGUUGGAAUAUCCAACCAUAACUCGUGUCUGGACCCGAUUCCAGAACAUGUUCAGUACCAUGUCCGAUGUUUUGCUAUAUUUGCCCGCCUACCGGGCAUAUCACUGGCAAAUGUUGCAGGAAAUGUACGACGACAAUAUUAUGUAUUCCGAAGUUCGCAUGAAUAUGUACGAGUUGUACGAUGCCAAUAACAACACCUUUACGGGGGAACGUUGUCUGCUAGAACUCAUGCAUCUGGUGGCUCAAUUCAGACAACAACAUCCAGAUUUCUUGGGUAUUAAAAUAAUCAUUUCGCCCAGUCGUAAUACCGCUCCUGAGGGAAUACAGCAACGUUUCGAUAACUUUAAAAUGUAUCAUUCCCUGUAUCCCAAGACAUUGAUUGGCUUUGAUUUGGUGGGUCAAGAAGAUACGGGAAGGCCUUUGAUUGAAUUUGUCAGCAUUCUAAAUCAGCAACCCGAAACGGCUAAAUUCUUUUUCCAUGCUGGCGAGACAAAUUGGUUUGGUUCCCCAAUCGAUUACAAUAUCCUCGAUGCCCUGCUCUUGAACACCACACGUAUUGGCCAUGGCUAUGCCUUGAUAAAACAUCCCAUGUUAUGGAACGAGGUGAAGGCCCGUGACAUAGCCAUUGAAGUUAAUCCGUUAUCCAAUCAAAUAUUGCAUUUGGUAUGGGAUCUACGUAACCACCCCGGCGCUUUAUUCAUUGCCCAGGACAUACCCAUGGUGAUAUGCAAUGAUGAUCCUGGUUUCUGGAAUGCCAAGGGUUUGAGUUAUGAUUUCUAUUAUGCCAUUAUGAGUAUGGCGCCAAACAAUGCCGGCCUCAAGACUCUCAAGCAAUUGGUAUGGAAUUCUUUGAAAUAUUCAACAUUUGAUGAGUGUGAACGGAAGAAUGCCUACGAGUUGUUGCAAACAAAAUGGGAUCAGUUUAUUGAUAAUGUGCUUAACGGCAUUGUGGUUUGAUUUGUUCUAUUUCAAAAUAACUUUUUAAUAAACAAAAAUUAUUAAAUCGUUUGCAGAAAAAAACGAA